CAACGCUAUUUCUUCUUGCACUGCUAACUGCUACCCUACACAUUGCAGAUGCACAAACAGGUAUUUGCUAUGGAAUGCAAGGGGACAACUUACCAUCAGCAGCACAAGUUGUGAAUCUAUGCCAAUCAAAUAACAUUAGAAGCAUGAGACUUUAUGAUCCAAAUCAAGCAGCUCUCCAAGCACUUAGAGGCUCCAACAUUCAAGUUCUGUUAGGUAUCCCAAACUCAGAUCUUCAGGGUAUAGCAUCAGACCCUAAUGUUGCAAAUUCAUGGGUCCAAAAUAACAUACUAUCCUACUGGCCUAGUGUUUCAUUCAAAUAUAUUGCUGUUGGGAAUGAAGUAAACCCCAUCAAUAGCUAUACAGCUCAAUAUUCUUCUUAUGUUCUUCCUGCCAUGGUAAACAUUUACAAUGCAAUUGCAUCAGCUGGAUUACAGAAUCAAAUUAAGGUGUCUACAGCAAUUGAGACAUCAAUUUUAGGGAACUCCUACCCUCCAUCCCAAGGUGCUUUCAGAAGUGAUUUGAGCUGGUACUUAAACCCUAUCAUUAGUUUCUUGGUAAACCACCAAUCACCACUUCUUGCUAAUGUCUAUACUUACUUCAGUUAUAUUGGGAAUCCACAAGAUAUAAGUAUUUCUUAUGCAUUGUUUACAACUCCAUCUGUUGUGGUACAAGAUGGUUCAUUUGGAUAUAGUAACCUCUUUGAUGCCAUGGUUGAUGCUCUCUAUUCAGCUCUUGAGAGGGCUGGUGCUUCUUCUUUGAAGAUAGUUAUAUCAGAGAGCGGUUGGCCUUCUGCUGGUGGUACUGCAACUUCAGUGGAUAAUGCAAGGACUUACAACUUAAAUUUGAUUCAACAUGUCAAGGGUGGGACUCCAAAGAGACCUGGAAGUCCUAUUGAGACUUAUAUAUUUGCUCUGUUUGAUGAGGAUUGGAAGCAACCAGAGUUGGAGAAACACUGGGGACUUUUCUAUCCAAAUAUGCAACCCAAAUACCCAUUUAAUUUUGGUUCUCCUACAGUGAUUUCUAUUAUACGUGAAGGGGUUGCUGGAUUUUACCAGAAAAUUGGUUUUCCCCAUAUAUUAAGGUGGUUUAAUUAGUUAAUUUGUGAAGGUUAAUAUAUUAAGCCUUGUUUUUAUGCGCUGUUUCAGUUGAAGUUUCAUGUAUUCUCUUAAUAAAGCUGUAUUUCUCCAUGUUUUGGAUCAAUAAAUGCCAAAUUAUCUACUA
Molecule: messenger RNA, 1221 nt
Organism: Telopea speciosissima
Lineage: Eukaryota; Viridiplantae; Streptophyta; Magnoliopsida; Proteales; Proteaceae
Product: lichenase-like
Exons: 2
Coding region: 75-1094 (339 amino acids)
Biological process (GO): carbohydrate metabolic process
Cellular component (GO): plasma membrane
Molecular function (GO): hydrolase activity, hydrolyzing O-glycosyl compounds
Source: RefSeq, a predicted model, not a curated record